UAUCCGAGCCUUACUUCGCACUCAAGCGAUGAUAUACGCCAUCAGAGAAAUAAACCAGCGCACACCAAGGGCUCUGCCCAACCUCACCUUAGGAUAUGACAUCUAUGACACUUGUGGAGAUGUCAACUUUGCCAUCAGAGCAACGCUCCAGUUGCUGAAGAACCAGUCAGACCCUCAGAGCUGUGUAGUACCUGCAACCUUUCAAUCUGCUUUAGCUGAACCCCAAACAAAGGCAGUGAUAGGGGAAGCGUAUUCUGAAGUGUCAAUAGCCGUUGCACGAGUUGUUGCUCUGUCAUCAGUUGCCCAGAUAAGCUAUUAUUCGACUAGCGAGCUGCUCAGCAGGAAGUUCAAGUUCCCCACUUUUCUGCGAACAGUAUCUAGUGAUGAAUAUCAGACAAAAGCCAUUGCUAAGCUGGUUGCGGAGUUCAACUGGAAAACAGUGGCCAUUGUAGGAAGUAACGAUGCGUACGGGAAGUACGGCAGUGAUAAACUCGUGGACAUUUUCAGUAAUAUGAAGGAUGUCUGCGUUGAAUUCACUGUCAUCCUGCCUGAUGACUUCUCCCAGAGCCAUUUCGAAUGCCAUACGAGGCUGGCUAAGUUGGUGAGCAGAAUCAAUGAAUCCUCUGCUGAGGCCGUCAUCGUGUUCACCAAGGAAUCCAAUGUUGCUGUCAUCAUGAAAGCAGCUAUUAAAUACAACCUCAACAGAACGUGGAUUGCAAGUGAUGCAUGGUCCACCUCUACAACGGUCUCUGCGCUUUCGGGCAUUGAGAUGGCCGGGGAGAUUUUCGGAUUCACCUCUAAGAGGAAUGACGUGCCUGGUUUUAAAGACUAUGUCAUCUCAAGGUUCGACGGGACCACUAACAGCAUUCUCGAACAUUACUUCACUCAUUAUCCACUUUGUUCUAAUCAGUCUGAGGCGAACAGAGAAAGUGACUGCUCGCUAACAAACAGCCAACAGGGGUCCAAGCGAUGUCUGGACCCAACCUGCUUGGCCAACUACAUUGAGAAGGAUUUAUCAUACAAUAUCUACUUAGCUGUUCAGGUCAUUGUUGAGGGUCUUAGGCGCUUGCUAAAGUGUGACAACCACCGGUGUGAACGUAGCGCCAAAUUUACAGCCUUGGAGCUUCUUAUGGAAAUCAAGAAAGUAAACUUCACUGUGAACACCACACAUAUAUUCUUUGACCAGAAUGGAGACCCUAGUUUGGGAUAUGAAAUUGUAUAUUGGAACAUGACUGAAUCCAAAAAGCGCACACACAUAGAAACUAUAGGAGAAUACUGGCCGGAUGGAAAAAUUAAACUCCCAGAUGAUCUUGUUAGAAAGAUGCGCAAUGUGACGGUAACAGUUUACAACUGCUCUAAAACGUGUAAACCAGGGCAGCAGCUGAAAUUGCAAAGCAAGCUGUGCUGCGAUGAUUGUGUUCCAUGUGCUGAUGGAGAGAUUUCCGCUGGAAAUGGCAAGGAGUGUACACGCUGCAGGUCAGAGCAGUAUUCAUCUCCACAGAAGGAUAAGUGUUUUAAUAAAACUGUUGAAUUCCUACGCUGGCGAGAUCACUUCAUUAUCUUUUUGAGUUCCAUGGAAGUCUUUGGCAUAAUUGUUACCAUCAUGUUUGCUAUUGUGUUUACGAUCUAUCGGAGCACUCCCAUUGUGAAGGCUGUUGGAGGUUACUUGUGUUUCUUGGAGCUUUUUUCCUUGCUGGCCUGCUUCUGCCUCACAUUUAGCUACGUGGGAAAACCCACCACGGCUUCCUGCAUGGUCCGCCUGCCUCUCUUCGGCAUAGCCUUCUCUCUCUGCAUCUCCUGCAUUCUGGCCAACCUGCUCCAAAUCUUAGUGGGCUUCAACUUUGACCUGAAGCUAGGGUCCUGGAUAAAGAAGCUCAACAAGCCGAUCGCUGUGGUGACGAUCGUCUUUGGGAUCCAGUUGGCCCUGUGUGUGUCAUGGCUGUGCUUUUAUCCCCCACGUCCUUGUCGAGUGGUAUCAAGCAGGACCAUCCUUCAUCAGUGUGAAAUAGGCUCCACAGCGCUCCUUAUUGCUAUGUUAGGCUACAACGGUCUCCUGGCCCUUAUUUGUUUCCUGUUUGCAUUCAAAGGUAGACAGUUGCCAGAUCUGUAUAAAAAUGCAAGGCUAAUCUCCAUCAGCAUGCUGCUGUUUUUAAUCGUUUGGCUUUUCUUCAUCCCGAUUCAUCUCAAAUUGGUUGGGAAGGACAAACAAGCCAUUGAAUGCGCAGCCAUUCUCAUUUCCAGCUACAGCAUCCUCGGCUGUCACUUGGCCCCAAAGUGUCACAUUAUGGUGUUCAGGAAAGAGCUGAAUAAUGAGAACGCCAUCACUGCGUACAUCAAGAAGCAUUAUGAGCAGAGAGGCAUGACUGUGGUAAAAUCAUAAUCUCACAUGCACAUCCAAGGACAAACCGGGACUGUCCCGGACAAACCGGGACGUCUGGUCACCGUACCCAAAAGGGAGCGCGGCCUGGACGAUGAUGCCAUGCUGGUCUGGUCUAUAGCUUGGAGCCAUAAAGACCCUCUAUUAGAUCUUUUUUAGGACACCAGCAGGGAAACAAAUCGGAGAUCAGCAUUUUGCGAUUUAUUGUUGGUGCAACCAACUACACAGCAACUCUUAAGCAUAGCGUUAUUACUAUUACGGGUUUGUUCAAGGUAGAAGUUUGGAGACAUGUUUCAUCUCUUCACUCUGUUACCGUCUAUGAGGGACACGGGAUUGUUUUCCACCCAAAAGGGGGCGUGGUCAUGCAAGCCUACUCUGGAUGACCCGGUCUGAUGUAUAGUGAAAUUAUAGCAUCAUUGGCCUUUUUUAUACUUGCAACAACUGAAUAAUAGCAUGUUAUUUACUGAGCUUUAGUUAGGCUGGUAGGCAGAUUUUGUUUUGUUACCUUUGGACAGAGCUAGGCUAGCUGUUUCCACCCUGCUUCCAGUCUAUGUGCUAAGCUAAGCUAACUGGCUGUAGCCUUUGUAUUUAACAUGAAUGUGCUCAUCUAAUCCUCUGCCAGAAUGUGAAUAAGCGUAUUUCCAAAAAAAUGUCAAACUGUUUCUUUAACAAUCCGUGUUGUGUCACACACUGUAUAUAGGCCUACACUACUUGUGUCCUGUUAUGUGCAGUAGUUUUUGCUACUUGUAGAAGUUCUAAAGGUUGUGUCAAUGAUACAUUUCUUACCAGAAAUCCUACUUUUUUUGCUGCUAAAUCUUGAGAUGUUUUAAAAAGAAUUUAAGAAAGGUUAUGAUCUUUACUCUCUUGAAUUGUCAAUUUAAAGGGCCAGUGUGUAGGAUUUUGGGGGAUCUAUUAUCAGAAAUGUAAUAUAAAAUGCACAACCUUUUCAUUAGUGUAUGAUCACCUGAAACUAAGA
This is a messenger RNA of Sebastes umbrosus (honeycomb rockfish), 3353 nucleotides long. RefSeq names its product G-protein coupled receptor family C group 6 member A-like. The record is from RefSeq and is a predicted model, not a curated record. NCBI's taxonomy places the organism in Eukaryota, Metazoa, Chordata, Actinopteri, Perciformes, Sebastidae. The coding region runs from base 29 to 2380 and encodes 783 amino acids. Gene Ontology annotation, cellular component: membrane. Gene Ontology annotation, molecular function: G protein-coupled receptor activity. The transcript has 5 exons. Gene Ontology annotation, biological process: G protein-coupled receptor signaling pathway.